UGCAUCAGUCUCUUCUCAAAAGAGUUAACUUCAUUAAGUACCAAGAUGGCAAGUAGCAAGCCCAUCGGAUCACGCAGUGCCAUUCCGCCGACGAACCCUGCCCUACUGCGCGGCAACCCUAACGCCGAGCUGGAUCCACGAGACCACCAGGCCAAAUCCCAGGAGAAAGACCAGAUCGUGGGGCUGAACAACAAAUUCGUGAAUUUCAUCGAGAAGGUUCAACACCUUGAGCGGCAGAACAAGGUUCUGGAAACCCGGCUGAAGAUCCUGCUGGAGCAGGAGAGCUACAAGGGCAACAUCGAUGACAUCGUGGAUGAGCUCACCAAUAACUUGCAGCGACAGGUGGAGGGGCUGGCCGUGGACCGCCAGAAGCUGCAGUCCGAACUGGACCGCACUCAGGACGAUCUGGACCACAAAAAGAGAACGUAUGAGGAUGAGAUCCUAAAGAAGACCGAGGCGGAGAACGAUUUUGUGAUCACCAAGAAGGACGUGGACGAUGCCUACCUGCAGAAGGUGGACCUGGAGCUGGAGCUGGAGGAUCUGUUGAGCGAGCUGGACUUCCUGAGGCGUGGCUAUGAUGAGGAAAUUAAGGAGCUGCAGUCCCAGAUCCAGAACACCACAGUGGUCCUGGAGGUGGACAAUGCACGGGCCCUGGACAUGAACGAGAUCGUGCAGGAGGUCAAGGCUCAAUACGAGGACAUGGCAGCCCGUGGGCGGGAGGAGGCCGAACGCUGGAAUAAGAAGAGGAUGAAUGACAUGACCGCGGAGGCAGGAAAGCAUGAGCACGAGCUGCGGGACAUCAGGAAGGAGAUUGCUGAGCUGCAGCGUCACAUCCAGAGAAUCAGCUCCGAGCUGGAGGCCCUGAAGAGACAGAAGGAGAACCUGGAGAAGGCCAUCAUGGACGCGGAGCAGCAGGGCGAACGGGCACGGGAGCAGGCCAAGGAGCAGAUCCGCAUGCUGGAGGAGGCGCUGAAGAAGGCCAAGCAGGACAUGGCGCGGCAGGUGCGCGAGUACCAGGAGCUCAUGAACGUCAAGCUGGCCCUGGACAUCGAGAUCGCCACCUACAGGAAGCUGCUGGAAGGGGAGGAAAUGAGACUUGCUAACCAGGACAGAGGUGCUCUUCGCCGUGACCCCAUUGAUCAGCUGGAUUUCUAAAACGCCCCCCAUGCCUUGCUUAUGCAGACAACCAGCGAAGUCAGGAGCCCCCUAAGGUCAGCCCUCUC
Messenger RNA from Megalops cyprinoides (Indo-Pacific tarpon), 1223 nucleotides. Its product is annotated as intermediate filament protein ON3-like. The coding region runs from base 46 to 1155 and encodes 369 amino acids. Gene Ontology annotation, cellular component: keratin filament. The record is from RefSeq and is a predicted model, not a curated record. The transcript has 9 exons. NCBI's taxonomy places the organism in Eukaryota, Metazoa, Chordata, Actinopteri, Elopiformes, Megalopidae.